GCGGAAGGCAGCAUCAUCGGCAGCUUGGAGUUCUGCACGGGCAAUUUGGGCAGCCGCUUGGUGCUGGUCCUGGGCCACACGAAGUGUGGUGCCGUCUAUGGGGACUUGGGCGUGGUUGCCCAGCAGGCCCAGGAGGAAAUGGGUCCUGGCGCAAACGCGGAUGCCAUCGCGGCCCACGCGGUUCAGGUGAACGUCUUCCACACCAUGAACUUUCUGCUGAGCUUCAGUGAGUCCAUCCUAGAGGCUGUGAGAAGCGGUCAGAUUGAGAUCCACGGUGGCAUCUACGAUCUGGAGAUAGGCAGUGUGGAAUUCUUGGUGAAGAGCCCGCAGCAGGCCCAGCUGCUGGAGUCCAGCAUGCCUGUCCCACCUUCCAUGUCGAGCGGCGCAGCAGCCGACCAUGGAAUGCACGGCGUCCGUACCGGGACCGACGUUGCAGUGAAGCCCGACGGCGCUGAAGCUGCUGAGCGCCUUGCUGUAGGCGCGCCCACGGCAGCGACCACCUCCACGGACAUGCGCGAGGCCUUGGUGAAGUGCGGCCAGGAGGCGCCCCACGCGCCAUCCUUGGCUGUGCGGACUCGCGAGUGCCCGUCGACACCGUCUUCGACGCGAUGCCCGGAGACCUCUUCGUGCUCCGCAACGCGGGCAACACCUGCACUCACGCAGCUCGGUGCAGAAGGGAGCAUUGUUGGCAGCUUGGAGUUCUGCGCUGGCAAGCUGGGCGCCCAGCUGGUCCUUGUGCUGGGGCACACGCAGUGCGGUCUCUUGCAGGGCUUGGCCGGGGUGGCGCAGCAGGCCAGCAAGGACCUGGGCCCAGGGGUCGAGGAGGCCAAGCUCAUCACUCACGCUGUGAAGGUGAACGUCUUCCACUCCAUGAACUUCCUCCUGAAGUUCUCUGAACCCCUGCGCGAUCUGGUGCGCAAAGGGAACCUGCGCAUCCAGGACGGCAUCUAUCACCUGGAGACGGGCCGAGUGGAGUUCUUGGGCUCGCCGCAGCAAGCCGAGCUGCUGUCCUCUAAGCGCUCCGUGCCGCCGUCCAUCCAGUGCGGCACGAUCCGAACCGCCCAGAGCGAGCCAGUGAUGCCACUGCGUGCCCUGGCCAUGCUGAAGGAUGGCAACGAGCGCUUUGCAGUGGGUGCCCCCACAGCUGGCAAGGUCCACCAGAGCAUGCGCGCGGAUUUGAACAACAUGGACGGCCAUGCGUUGGAUUUGCUGCUGCAAGGCCUGCGCUCCGUUGCGGAGACUGCGGCCUCAGAGGACGACAUUGUGCGACAUGCCAUCAAGCUGAACGUGUUCCACACCAUCAACUUCAUGCUGCAGCACAGUGAGCCCAUUCGACAAAAGGUGAAGAGCGGUGAGUUGGAGAUCCAGGGUGGCAUCUACGACCUGGGAAGCGGCCGUGUGCAGCUGCUUGGGUUCCUCGGACAGAGCCCCGCACAAGCCAAGCUGCUGCAGUCGCCCGCCGCAGCUGCGCCCUCCCUCGACCACAAGUUCCGUGGCGCAUGUGCCCAGCAAAGCCGCGAAGAUCGCCUGACAUUGCUGCGAUGGCGCAAGGUUGGGAGUGCCGUCAACUGCGGCCGGUGUGUUGUGCUUGGUGAGGUUGAAGACCGAGAGGCAUGGCCCGUCGAUGUCUCAGCCGAGAUGCGGGAAGUCUUGAAGCACGUGAAUGCUCUGUCGCAGUAUCGGGAAGAAGCACUUUCAGCCAACGACUUGGACACUGCAGGCCUGAUCUUCGAGAUGUGUGCUGCGAAAUGCAAGGUCCUAGCCAUGUCCUUCUUCUCCCAGCUGAUGGGCGCCCUGACGUGCGGCCAGUCCGACGGCAACAUGCGCUUCGUGGACGGACGCCCACUGGCCAACCGGACCAAUGCAGCGAUUCGCCAGGAGCUGGUGGAGCAGGGCCAGGCCCCACACACGGCCAUCAUUGGAUGCGCGGACUCUCGCGCACCCCUGGAGACUAUCUUCGACACCAUGCCAGGCGACAUCUUCGUGCUCCGCAAUGCUGGCAACACCUGCACACAUGAGGCUGACCAUGGCAUGCGUGGCGUUCGCGCAGGGGCUGAUGUGGCGCCCCACAGCGCCAUCCUUGGCUGUGCGGACUCGCGAGUGCCCAUCGACACCGUCUUCGAUGCGAUGCCUGGAGACCUCUUCGUGCUCCGCAACGCGGGCAACACCUGCACUCACGCCAGCAAACACUCACUCGGAUUUGGCUUCUCCUUCGUUCAGCCUCAGACCUGUGACCUGGGCCCAGGGGCCGAGGAGGCCAAGCUCAUCGCUCGCGCGAAGGUGAACGUCUUCCAUUCGAAGUUCUCUGAGCCCCUGCGCGACUUGGUGCGCAAAGGGAACCUGGAGAUCCAGGGCGGCAUCUAUCACCUGGAGACAGGCCGAGUAGAGUUCUUGGGCCGCUCACCUCAGCAAGCCCAGCUGCUGUCCUCCAAGCGCUCCAUCCCACCGCCCUUGCCAGCGGAUGGCAACGAGCGCUUCGCAGUGGGUGCUCCCACUGCCGGCAAGGUCCACCAGAGCAUGCGCGAGGCUUUGGCAACAGUUGGACAAGCGCCCCACACUGCUGUGGUUGGCUGUUCGGAUUCGCGAGUUCUGCUGGAAACCAUCUUUGAUGCCCUUCCCGGGGCCCUCUUCGUCCUGCGCAACGCUGGCAACACCUGCACACAUGCCGAGGGCAGCGUGCUUGGCAGCCUGGAGUUCUGCACCGGUGCGCUGAACACCCGGCUGAUCUUCGUGCUGGGGCACACGGCCUGCGGUGCCAUCAAGGGCGCCACCAAGGCCUUCCUCGAGUCCAAGAAAUCCAACGGGGCCAAGGACGGCCAUGCGCUGGACGCAUUGCUGCGAGGCCUGAGCUCGAUCGCAGAGUCCGCGGCCUCGGAACUUGGGAGCAAGGCCACUGAGGACAGCAUCGCCCAGCACGCCGUGAAGCUCAACGUGUUCCACACUAUCAACUUCAUGCUGCAGCAAAGCGAGCCCAUUCGACAGAAGGUGAAGAGCGGUGAGCUGGAGAUCCAGGGUGGCAUCUACGACUUGGGAAGCGGCCGUGUGCAGCUGCUCGGACUCGGACUGGCACUGUUGUGGGAGCACGAAGUUCCUCGGCCAGAGCCCCGCGCAGGUCAAACUGCUAAAAUCGACGACCGCUGCUGCACCUUCCUUCAUGGCCAAACUGCGCGGCGCAUGAGCCCAAAAGAUGAGAGCACGCCAUCGUUGCAGCUUCCACCUGUGGAGCUAUGUAACUGGUGUACCACUAGCUACGGCUUUAACCUGAAGAUGUCUGUGAUCAUUCCAGGCCAUGUGGGUCUGACAGAAGGGGCGGAAGGGAAUGUUGUGCCGAAGUAUGGAACACGAGCUUGGCCCUCGGAGGUUGCAGCGUUCAACGGGGUCUCAGCUAUGUCCCUGUUCGCGCAGCUGACGGACGCCCUGAACCUGUGCAGCCGCCCAGAAGUGCCUUCGUCUGCCACUUCCCUGACCAUUAGCAGCGGCGCACAUGCGCGGGCAGUGCGCACCGCCGCAGACGAGCCGAUGGAGCCCGAGGACGGCAACAGGCGCUUCGUGGACGGACGCCCGCUGGCCAACAACGCGGACGCAGCCAUGCGCCAAGACCUGGUGGAGCAGGGCCAAGCUCCGCGCACUGCGAUCAUUGGCUGCGCCGACUCUCGUGCGCCCCUGGAGACUAUCUUCGCGGAAGGCAGCAUCGUCGGCAGCUUGGAGUUCUGCACCGGAAAGUUGGGCAGCCGCUUGGUGCUGGUCCUGGGCCACACGAAGUGUGGUGCCGUCUAUCGGGCCACCAAGACGUUUCUAGCCCAGGAGGAAAUGGGUCCUGGCGCAAACGCGGAUGCCAUCACGGCCCACGCGGUCAAGGUGAACGUCUUCCACACCAUGAACUUUCUGCUGAGCUUCAGUGAGUCCAUCUGUGAGGCUGCGAGAAGCGGUCAGAUUCAGCUUCACGGGGGCAUCUACAAUCUGGAGACAGGCAGUGUGGAAUUCUUGGGGAAGAGCCCGCAGCAGGCGGCACUGAAGCUGCUGAAGCAGGGCAACGCGCCCCACAGCGCCAUCCUUGGCUGUGCGGACUUGCGAGUGCCCAUCGACACCGUCUUUCUAUGCCCGGAGACCUCUUCGUGCUCCGCAACGCCGGCAACACCUGCACUCACGCUGCUCGGUGCAGAAGGGAGCAUCGUUGGCAGCCUGGAGUUCUGCGCCGGCAAGUUGGGUGCCCAGCUAGCUGGUCCUGGUGCUGGGGCACACGCAGCGCGGCUCCCCACACUGCUCUCUGGUUGGCUGUGCGGAUUGGAAACCGUCUUUGAUGCCCUUCCCGGGGACCUCUUUGUCCUGCGCAACGCUGGCAACACCUGCACACAUGCCGAGGGCAGCGUGCUUGGCAGCCUGGAGUUCUGCACCGGUGCGCUGAACACCCGGCUGAUCUUCGUGCUCGGGCACACGGCCUGCGGUGCCAUCAAGGGCGCCGCCAAGGCCUACCUUGACUCCAAGAAAUCGAAAUCCAGCGGGGCCAAGGACUGCAGUUUUCUGAGCAUAGCACACAUGGCGAAGCACAACAGAUCU
Molecule: messenger RNA, 4557 nt
Organism: Symbiodinium pilosum
Lineage: Eukaryota; Dinophyceae; Suessiales; Symbiodiniaceae
Source: the annotation of a GenBank genome assembly